UUUUGGGUUCCAUCAGUUUGCACAGAUGCCGGGUCUAUUCUCGCUAAAAACUCCACCCAAUUCCACGCCAUUGCAUAUCCUGUUUCCACAAAAUGACGGCCGAAGCCCCAAAAAUGGCAUCGUUUCGAGAGCCAAACCCGCCAAAAAGGCGUCAGAGAGACUGCUCGCCAUCGACGAGUCCACUCUCGACAACCCGGAUCUUGGUCCGUUUCUGUUGAAGCUUGCCAGAGAUACAGUCGCUUCCGGGGAUAACGUGAACAAGGCAUUAGAUUAUGCGACCCGGGCGUCCAAGUCGUUUGAGAGGUGUUCGGGUCCGGGUCUGGAACUCGCCAUGAGUUUACACGUUGUGGCUGCGAUUUAUUGCAGUUUGGGCCGGUUUGAGGAAGCCGUUACGGUUCUGGAACGGUCCAUUGAGGUCACCAACGCCGGAAUAGUAUCGGAUCAUGCUCUCGCGACGUUCUCCGGGUAUAUGCAGCUAGGAGACACGUAUUCGAUGAUGGGGCAACUGGACCGGUCCAUUUCGUGUUACGAGUCGGGUUUGACGAUCCAGAUAAAGGCUCUUGGUGGUUCGGAUCCGAGAGUCGCAGAGACUUGCAGGUACCUAGCCGAGGCCCAUGUUCAAGCUAUGCAAUUUGACGAGGCAGAAAACCUUUGUAAGAUGGCCCUUGAUAUCCACAACGAGCAUAGUGCACCAGGAUCUCUUGAAGAAGCGGCAGAUCGCCGGCUCAUGGCUCUUGUCUAUGAGGCAAAAGGAGAAUACGAAUCUGCCCUUGAGCACCUUGUUCUUGCUAGCAUGGCAAUGAUUGCCAAUGCUCAUGACAUUGAGGUUGCCGCUAUUGAUGUAAGCAUAGGCAACAUUUAUAUGUCCCUCUGUCGCUUUGAUGAGGCUAUUUUUUCCUACCAGAAGGCACUUACAGUCUUCAAAUCUACAAAGGGUGUUGAUCACCCUUCCGUUGCAUCAGUCUUUAUUCGCCUUGCGAUUCUGUACAAUAGGACUGGAAAGCUGAGGGAGUCCAAAUCCUACUGUGAGAAUGCCUUGAGGAUAUAUGCAAAACCUGUUCCUGGAACUGCAUCCGAGGAGAUUGCUGGUGGGUUGACCGAAAUCUCUGCCAUUUAUGAAGCUUUGAAUGAGCCUGAUGAGGCACUCAAGCUCUUACAGAAGGCAAUGAAGUUAUUGGAUGACACACCAGGGAAUCGUAGCACAGUCGCUGGAAUAGAAGCACAGAUGGGUGUGAUGUUCUACAUGGUUGGGAGGUAUGACGAGGCACAAAUGUCUUUUAGCAAUGCUGUAGCAAAGCUUCGGGCCAGUGGGGAGAGUAAAUCGGCCUUCUUUAGCAUUGUGUUGAACCAGAUGGGUUUGGCUUGUGUACAGCUGUUCAGAAUAUAUGAGGCUGCUGAAUUAUUUGAAGAAGCAAGGAAAAUAUUAGAACAGGGAUGUGGCUCAUGUCACUUGGAUACACUUGCAGUGUAUAGCAAUCUUGCAGCAACUUAUGAUGCCAUGGGGCGGGUUGAAGAGGCAAUUGAGUUGCUGGAGUACAUAAUAAAAAUAAGACAAGAAAAGCUUGGCACUGCGAAUCCGGACUUUGAUUAUGAGAAGAAAAGAUUAGUUGAGCUCUUGAGAGAAGCUGGAAAGGCUCGACGCAGAAAAGGGAAAUCACUUGAAAAUCUUCUUGAUUCCAGCUCAGAGAAGAUUAAGAAGCAAGUCACUAAGAAAUGGCCUGGUUUUGGUUUUAGAGCUUAAAACACUUGCAAAGAGCAAUAUCAACUCGUCAAUGGAGCAUUGGAGCUUAUGUCCUGUGAUUCUUUCUUUCUUUUUGUCCUUUUAUUUCCUUAAAAAUUAUUAAUUUUUAUUGUUAUAAAUAUGAUUUUGUGUUUUUUGAGCUGUCUAUGGAAUAGCUGAAAUGCCUUA
Tripterygium wilfordii is the source of this 1909-nucleotide messenger RNA. RefSeq names its product protein KINESIN LIGHT CHAIN-RELATED 1-like. The transcript is spliced from 3 exons. Bases 26 to 1741 code for a protein of 571 amino acids. The record is from RefSeq and is a predicted model, not a curated record. NCBI's taxonomy places the organism in Eukaryota, Viridiplantae, Streptophyta, Magnoliopsida, Celastrales, Celastraceae. Gene Ontology annotation, molecular function: protein binding.